CUCCCAUCCCAACUACUUCAACGCUCGACUUUCGAUCCUUUGACUUCCCUCAUUUAUGAACCUCAGUUUGAGGCAGAGGUAGUCACGAUGGUCCGCGAGGACCUCAUCACAUCAGCUGUCUCCUUUCUCCAGGACCCUUCUGUAGCCAACGCGCCUGUCGAAAAGCGCAUCGCCUUCCUCCAGUCGAAGAACCUCACCCAAGAAGAGAUCGAUGUCUCGUUAGCGCGCGCAGCUGAAGACCCCAGCCACCCUUCUUCUCCUCCAUCACAAGCAUCGUCUUCACCACCACCGAGCUAUGCAUACAGGCAGCCGCCCCCGCCUACAGCACAAUAUGGAGGAUACCCUCAGCAGGGUUACUGGCAGCAGCCGCCUCCUGCUCCUGAGCCACCAAAGCGCGACUGGCGCGACUACUUCAUCAUGGCAACGGUGAUGGGCGGCGUAGGCUACGGUCUUUACUUCACAGCCAAGCGCUAUAUCAUUCCUCUCAUCUCCCCACCCACGCAACCACAAUUGGAGCAGGAUAAGGCCUCAGUUGAUGAGUCAUUCAAGAAGGCGUUCGAUCUACUUGACCAAUUGAGUGCGGAUACUGCCGCUCUCAAGGAAUCAGAAGAGGCGAGAACAAAUAAACUAGAUGCUACUCUGGGAGAGGUUGAGAGCGCCCUAGUGACCUUGAAGGAGUCGUCAAAGAGACAAGGUGACGAUAACCGACGCAUUGAGGAUGACGUGCGAGGCCUGAGAGAUUUGAUCCCCAAGGCUCUAGAUGCUCAGAAAGAGACCACGGAUACAAGACUAAAGGAGCUUUCGAACGAGUUGAAGAGCCUUAAGACCUUGGUCGGCAACAGGAUGGGUGCAGGUGCACCCCGACCUGUGUCGUCUGUCCCACCCUACUACGGCAUCAAUUCAAACCAGAACGCAGUCAACGGUACCUCUACUAGCUCAACGCCCGCUCAGCAAUCGACACCAGUUGCUACCCCUAGCGAACAGCCUUCCACCAGCACUACCACCACUGACAACGCAAGCUCCAGCGCCAGCGGACCUGCAACUUCAUCAACACCAGCCCCAUCCACACCAGCUGCUGAAAAGCCAGCUACCCCUUCGUAUGGAAGGAUGCCCAACGGCCGUGCUGCUAUCCCAGCCUGGCAGAUGGCUGCCGCGAAGAAGAACGAGGAGACUAAGAAGGAUACCAGCGAGAGCGGCACCGUUACUGAUGCCACUCCUAGUUCAUAAUCGUGCAGAGUGUAAUUGAAUAUCAUAGCUUCGGUUUCGGGAUGGACUGUUCUUGUACUGUAUUAUCUUCUGAGAUCUGCGAGGUUUAUACGGGGAAAAUAUAUCUUGUAUUUGUUCAUGAGCUCUACGUUUCUUGAGAAUCUGUAGUGACGUGAUUUUUUGUUGAACCUUAUGGCGUUGACUACAAGGUUUAACACAUUGCACUGAAGGCACGUAUCAAGGGUGACAAUCAGAAUAGGGCGUGCGACAUUAGUACUGACGACAG
Molecule: messenger RNA, 1492 nt
Organism: Aaosphaeria arxii CBS 175.79
Lineage: Eukaryota; Fungi; Ascomycota; Dothideomycetes; Pleosporales
Exons: 4
Coding region: 88-1227 (379 amino acids)
Biological process (GO): protein import into peroxisome matrix, docking
Cellular component (GO): peroxisomal importomer complex; peroxisomal membrane
Molecular function (GO): signaling receptor binding
Source: RefSeq, a predicted model, not a curated record